Molecule: messenger RNA, 636 nt
Organism: Chanos chanos (milkfish)
Lineage: Eukaryota; Metazoa; Chordata; Actinopteri; Gonorynchiformes; Chanidae
Product: proprotein convertase subtilisin/kexin type 5
Exons: 3
Coding region: 1-636 (211 amino acids)
Source: RefSeq, a predicted model, not a curated record
AUGAGAUGGGCCAAAGAUGUGCCCAGUGCCACACCAGCUGCCGCAGUUGCACAGGAGGAGUGUGAGCUGUGUGAUGACUCGUGUAGGCACUGUUCUGGUGCGGGACCUGAACACUGUUUAACCUGCCACCCUGAAUUUGCCCUUCACGCCAUCGACGGCCGCUGCAUGCGUUGCUGCCAGUCUGCGGAGCAGGACAGGGAAGCAGACGGAGACUGUUGUCUCUGUGACACAGGCUCAGCUUUGUGUCUGGAGGUGCCAAUUAUCGGCCGUGGCUGGACGGCCAACGGAAACCUCAGCUCUCAAGCGCUACAACAUGCCUCUGUGGCUCUGCCCACUGCUCUGAUGGUAGCUCUGCUUCUGGCGCUGGUUGUGUUUGCCCUGGUGCGGGCUCGAGCCAGCAGGAAGCUCUGCUGGAGGCAAAGCUACGAGAGGCUUAGCGGGCUGGCCAGCGAGGGAGUCAGACCUGCCCCCCACAUGCCCCACGGUGUCCCAGAACCAGAGGAUGGUGGAGAGGAAUCGGACGUGGUGUACACAAGCAGGAACGGUUCUGUAUACCGCCGCUGCGGCUUCAUCCACGAGCCAGACACCGAGGAAGAGGAAGAAAUCAACGAAUACAGUCAACUGAAUAGAGCAUAG